ACUCCGGUACUAGUGCCCCGUACGGCCGCGUCCUUUCUCCGUGCCUCUUCUCGUUCCUUCUUCGUUCCUCCGUACGGUCCAUCGCGAUUCCCCUUCGACUCUUUCUUCUCUCUCUCUCUCUCACUGCAACGAAUCCGCGUCCUCGUCGCGAAUCUUCGGAACGUUAGUUCGAGUCGAUCGUGAUCGGUGAUUGGCGGUCCCGAAUCAGCGCGACAGGACACACGAAACGCGGAAACGGACCGCAGUACCGUACAUUCGGCGAGGUGCGUGCCCCCGCGUGAUUUUGGUUAAGAAGACUUUGGGACUUCGUGGAAAGAGGCACAGUGGCAAGCCAAGCGUUGGGGAAUCGAUAGUGUCGUGGCAACGAUUCUGACAACGGUUCUGACCGACCCUGCUAACGAGUCGGACUUGCCCUGGAACAGGUCGACCCCGAUUGUUUUCCCGCCAAGACAGAGCAGAGUCUCGCGAGGUUAGAACUUUCGUUCGACGACGGGAAAGUAAGUGAGAUUAGAGGUGGUCGAAUCCGAGGUAGUAUCAGAGUCUUCGGUGAAGCUCGAACGAUCGAGAGGACACGUGGAUCGCGGAAUCGCGUCAUCCUGCGAUCUUCCACGAGACGAGCAAGAAACACGUGUGUGCAGUCAGUGUCACGGGGUGAAGGGACGGCCUUGUGAGAGUAGAUACAUCGGUGAUCGUCAGCCAUCCCCGGACCGAUUUUGACAGAGAAAGACACGUUGAUUCGAGGAUAUUAGACAGAGGAACGAUGGCUAGGUGGAAUGAUAUACUUCGAUGGGAAAGAUGUGUCGGAAGUGUCCUCUUGGCGGUGCUGUUCGUCGUUUCCCGCGUCAGCUCCGAGGACAACCCGGGGCUUAUAUCACAGACUGCGGCAAUGAACUACCUGUCUCAGUUUGGAUACCUGCAGCCUAUCAAUCCAACAAGUGGUGGAAUCAUAUCGCAGGAUACACUAUCGAAAGCAAUAUCGGAGUUCCAAGCUUUUGCUGGAUUGAAUAUAACAGGUGACUUUGACGAGGAGACGUACAAGCUAAUGGCACUGCCAAGGUGUGGCGUUAAAGACAAAGUUGGUCCUGGUUUCGGAAGGUCGAAGCGAUACGCUCUUCAAGGCUCGAGAUGGCGCGUGAAGAAAUUGACGUACAAGAUCAGCAAGUAUCCGCGAAAUUUGCCACAGCACAAAGUCGACGUCGAGUUGAACAAAGCGUUCAAAGUGUGGUCGGAAUACACGGAUCUCGUUUUCAUUCAAAAGAAGUCGGGUCAGGUCCAUAUUGAGAUUAGAUUCGAGAAAGGGGAACAUGGAGACGGGGAUCCUUUCGACGGACCUGGUGGCACUUUGGCUCACGCUUAUUUCCCUGUGUACGGUGGUGAUGCCCAUUUCGACGACGCAGAACAAUGGACCAUUGACAGCUUCCGUGGCACGAAUCUUUUCCAAGUAGCCGCUCACGAGUUUGGCCAUUCCCUUGGAUUGAGCCAUAGCGACGUUAAGACUGCCCUAAUGGCACCCUUCUAUCGCGGCUACGAACCCUACUUCACGUUGGACGACGAUGACAUUCAAGGCAUCCAGGCCCUGUAUGGAAAGAAAUUAGUAAGCACCGGUGGUAUUCCAAGCGGACCAAGAUAUACCACCACUACUUCGCCACCUAGCGAAGAGGACUCAGAACUAUGCACAGAUCCGAGGGUCGAUACUAUGUUCAAUUCUGCGGAGGGUCACAUGUAUGUGUUCAAGGGUGAUCGGUAUUGGAGAUUAACAGCAGAUGGCGUGGCAGUCGGCUAUCCCAAGUACAUUUCGCACUCGUGGAAAGGACUGCCAGGGAACAUUGACGCUGCUUUCACCUAUAAAAAUGGAAAAACUUAUUUCUUCAAGGGCUCGAAAUACUGGAGAUACGUGGGCAAGAGAAUGGACGGAGACUAUCCCAAGGAAAUCAGUGAAGGUUUUACAGGGAUCCCGGAUAAUAUCGAUACCGUGACCGUUUGGACCGGAAAUGGCAAGAUCUAUUUCUACAAGGGCACCAAAUUCUGGAGGUUCGACCCUGCCCAGAAACCACCUGUAAAGAACACGUAUCCAAAACUGACUUCGAACUGGGAAGGUGUCCCGGACAAUCUGGACGCCUCGAUCGUCUAUCGUGGUUACACGUAUUUCUUCAAAGGAAAUGCCUAUUACCGAUUCAACGACAGGACGUUCUCGGUGGACGUUGCUGAGCCAGCAUUCCCUAGAUCGACGGCCUAUUGGUGGUUCGGGUGCAGAUCAGCAACCAAGGGAACGUUAGGUAAUGUCCAAUGGCUACGCGAAAAUCCUGAGGAUAUUUUUCCGCAUGCCAUGCUGGAAUCCUCUGAUGGUUACGAAGACGAUGACAAGAAUGGUGACGUCGGCGACAUCAUUUUAGACGCAGGCGAAACGGACGAGCAGCUAGUCACGUCUUCCAAUCAGGAUGCGGACUCUGCGGCGGAAAGCAUUGCGUCGUUAUCGUGGUACCUUCCACUCAGUUUGAUGACCAUGAUCAUCGCUAAAAUUAUUGCCACUACAUAAAACAGAUGAAUUAUUUGUUGAAGAUCAUAAAGUGAUGCUAUCAUCGAUAAUGGGAUAUUCAAUAGAAAUAUUUAAACGGACCAUUAAAACUGGGAAAGUGUGACUCAAAGUGUAUUGUACACGAAGAAGGGAAACUGUGCCAAAAAUGGCAAUGUGCUAAUCGAAGCUCACGAAUUAUGGAUGGUAAUUCUUUUCGACGUCAACGAACAAGCUAGCAAAAUUUUGUUCGUUAUUUUGUUCAUUUUAAUCUCUCAUAAAAGAAUCAUUCCAAACGAAGCAACAUAGCGCGUAUAGUUGUUCGAAGUGUGCUUCAUCAUAGGUAUAAGUAUUUUCCACAGCAUGUUUUAUAAGAUGUAGUUUACUUGACGAUUUUAUGUUCCGUUAUUAAUCGACAAAUUCGAUGUAUCUUAUGAAACAUGCUGUACAUAUGUAAAAUAUAUAAGAACAUGUAAAAUAUGUUUAUACGUAAUAUUAUAAGUCUCAUGCAAUGUUGUGUCAUCAAAUCUUUUACACUGCCUAUUUAUUCUUUAUUCGUACAUCGUGGUUUGUAUAAACAUUAAUGUUAAAGGCACUUACUUUGCGUAUUCAUGCAGGAGAUAUUUGAAAAAGAACUGAAAUAUGCUGUAACAUGACAAAUAGCGGAUAAACAGUCAAUUGGUGGCUCUGACAGUAUUAUGAGUAUUAUAGAAUUUUCAUUUUCUUUUUCUAAGAAUGUAAAUACUUCUCAGAAUGUAAGGAAAU
This is a messenger RNA of Eufriesea mexicana, 3277 nucleotides long. RefSeq names its product Matrix metalloproteinase 1. Bases 761 to 2536 code for a protein of 591 amino acids. Gene Ontology annotation, molecular function: zinc ion binding; metalloendopeptidase activity. The record is from RefSeq and is a predicted model, not a curated record. Gene Ontology annotation, cellular component: extracellular matrix. The transcript has 10 exons. Gene Ontology annotation, biological process: extracellular matrix organization; proteolysis; collagen catabolic process. NCBI's taxonomy places the organism in Eukaryota, Metazoa, Arthropoda, Insecta, Hymenoptera, Apidae.